AUGGAACAACAACUAGGGGAAACGGAAGGUUCUGGAUCCAGUCCUAGCUUCAGUUUUUACACUUCUAAUAGUUCAACAUCCACAGCAGCCGCUAAAGUUACCGGUGAAGAACGUGAAGAACAGGCAGCUCUAUUUCACGAAUUUGGGGAUUCCAAUGAAGAUGAUUUUGAAUUUUCAUUGAAGUUAACCGAAGAGGAAGUUUCAGCUAAAGUGAUUAACUCGCGAGGCUGGACUGUUUAUCCUCUUUUCAAUCGAGAUCUUCUGCUGAAAGAUGAGGUAGAUCCUGAGGUUCAUGCUUCUGACUCUAUCACCAGUUCAUUACGUAAGCUGUUCAUUGAUAAACCAGAAGAAUCUUCAUCUUGUUCAUCAUCAGAAGCCGACGAAUUGGAAGCUCUACCUUCUGGAACUUACUGCGUUUGGAGGCCUAAGACGGAAGGUGGAUCGUCGCCUGUUAUGACUAAAAUUAAGAAGAGUAGUUCUACCGGAUCUGGAUCGAAGAAGUGGAAGAUCCGGUAUUUGCUCCGGCGGAGCAACAGCCAAGGGAAGGAACCGGUGGUGGUGUUGACUCCAAAGCAAAAACAGAAUUCCGGUGACGUUUCCAAAGUCGCCGGCCGGUUGAAGGCUCAAACUCCUGUUCACGAACAGUUUUACGUUCAAAAAAGAGCAGAAAAUGAAAUGGGUAAGAGGAAAUCGUAUCUACCAUAUAGGCAAGUAGGGUUGUUCACAAAUGUCAACGCAAUGGGCAAAAUGCUUCCAUUCUAG
This is a messenger RNA of Lactuca virosa, 762 nucleotides long. The record is from the annotation of a GenBank genome assembly. Lineage: Eukaryota; Viridiplantae; Streptophyta; Magnoliopsida; Asterales; Asteraceae.